Mizuhopecten yessoensis (Yesso scallop) is the source of this 1447-nucleotide messenger RNA. RefSeq names its product carbohydrate sulfotransferase 1-like. The transcript is spliced from 4 exons. Gene Ontology annotation, biological process: sulfur compound metabolic process; N-acetylglucosamine metabolic process. Gene Ontology annotation, molecular function: N-acetylglucosamine 6-O-sulfotransferase activity. NCBI's taxonomy places the organism in Eukaryota, Metazoa, Mollusca, Bivalvia, Pectinida, Pectinidae. The record is from RefSeq and is a predicted model, not a curated record. Bases 137 to 1447 code for a protein of 436 amino acids.
UGAUAUAUUGGAAGCUUUGGACGAAAACUGUAUUAGCCAGGAUAUAGAGACACACAAUACUAGUUUGUUUGAAUUAGGAUUUUGUUGUACAUUCAAAUAACAUAUAGGAACUGCUACAGUGUUACAUACAUCAGUGAUGAAGAUAUCUAUGCCGAGAAUAUGGAAAAUGAGACCAAGUAUAAAAUCAGUGUGUUUUGCUUGUUUUAUUUGUCUGCUACUAGUCUUCUAUAUUACAACAUCAAUGCUAGACUGUCCAAGUAUGGCUUUAAGACAAAUGUUCAAAAAGAGGGAUGACCUAGAAAAUAGCUAUUUAUAUAACCAACAAACAUUAAUCGGCAGACAGAAAGAGAGAAUUAUUGACGAUAAUGAUAAAGUAGUAUUAAUGUUAGAAUCAAGAAAGAUGUCUAGUACAACAAAGAAUAGUGCAGCCAGAAAACUGUUACGGGACGAUGUAAGCCGGAAACAGACAACAAUAGCGCCUGAAGCAGGACCAAUACCUAUCCUGUUGGUAACAUACAUGCGCAGUGGAUCAUCUUUCGUAGGGGAUCUGCUCAAGGCUUACCCCAAGACAUUCUACGCAUUUGAGCCCCUGCAUAUAUUACAGGUCGACGUGAGGAAACAAAGACCUAUACGAUACUUCGACGGGACGAUGAGAAGUAGGAACAAUUUCCUAGAACUAUCAGUUGAUACGAUAAGAGACCUGUCCAUGUGUAGGAUGGAACAACUACCACUGUCAUUUUACAGUGAUGGAUUCUUUACUGCCUGCACGGAUUCCUCGAAAUUCCACAUAUGCAUGAACGGAAGUAAAAUAGAAAAUGAUCUAGAAAGUGGAAGGAAAUGUUCACGUAUUCUUUCGAAAGCAUGUCAGAGAUCGGAAUAUUUUGUUACAAAAAUAAUACGUAUGCCUCUUUAUGCUUUGGAACCUCUCCUUGAGAAAAUUCCAAGAUUAAGAAUUAUUCAUCUACUAAGAGAUACAAGAGCGACAGUCUCCUCACAAGUCAACGCUGUUCGAUAUGCUAUGGGCAACCUCCAGCCUUCAGUUUUGAAAUUUUGCAACCGUGUGUAUGAUGAUAUCGUGACCAGGGAGGCUCUGGAAAGGAGAUAUCCAGGUCGACUGAUGACAAUUGAAUAUGAGGAUAUAAUUAAAGAGCCUAUUGAUUCCACGAAAAAACUUUACCAAUUUUCUGGUAUGAACUUAACCCGACAAGUACAGAAGAAUAUUCUACGAUUGUUUUCUAAAACCAGAAAAGGUGUCAACUUCACUGUGAUAUCUUCAAUAUGGCGGACAAAUCCUAAAAUGUCCGUAAUUAAAACAGUGGAUAAUAAUUGUCAACAGCUGUACACAAGAUAUGGUUUUAGAGUUUUGAAUGAACAAGAUUUAAAAAACGUUUCAGUAUCUUUGAAACUGAAAUCAGCACCAGCUUUUGAUGAUUUUAGAAAUGAAUAA